AUGUCCGGCAUCUGCUCCUACUUGCAGUCGAUGUCGGAUCGGCCGCACAACGCGGACGAUUGGAAUCGGACUGUUUUCACGGCCGAGUCACAGAUCUCCGUCUCGCGGUUAAAUCGAAUUACCUACGGCUACAUCGCGCCGGUAAUCAUAACCAUCGGAGUGAUUGGGGAUAUUCUGACAGUGGCCACGCUUACUCAUCCAUUGCUACGGAGGUCCUCGACAAUCUACACAUAUCUCACACUACUCGCCAUGACUGAUUUGGUAGGUUCGAAGUUUGUUUAUCAGAUUUAUUCAUAAGAUUAUAUAGAACAAUGCACUUUUAUAAAUGCGUCAGUUUCGCGCACUUCUACGCCAAUAUUACUCAAUUUGAUUACCGUAUUUUUUCAGUUUACCCACGUCUCAGUGGUCCCGAUGUUAUUAUGGAUCCUCGACUUCCGGUUAUGCUCCAAAUCUUCCGCCUUUUACUAUGCACACAUCGGAUUUCCAUUGGUAAGAAAAUUAACGAAUAAAAUGAAAUUUUGAAUUGUUCUAUCUAAAGUAAAUUUUGAUAAUCUUUUCAGGCGAACGCAUUAAUGGGCGCGUCCGUGUGGAUCGUUGUGUUCCUGACCUUCAGCCAAUACAUGGCCGUCUGUCAGCCGUUUCGACAGGGAUUUUUGAGGACAAGAAAAAUGUCAUUCAUCCUCUUUGUUCUCGCAUAUAUCUUCAGCUUUUGCAUAUAUGCUCCGUGGGCGACCAAGAAAAGUGUUCAUGUUGUAAGUGGGAGGCAAUUUUGGAGAAUUUGGAUAUAAAAGAUGCUCAUUAAAACCAAGUUUCAUCAAUUUGAAAUUUUCAGGUGCCACCAGGCAUGCUUCAAUGUCCAUACGUGAUUUGCGACAGGAAGAUCGAGCCCUGGUUUCAGAUUUACGAAUGGAUUCGGGAGUUUCUCACACGGGUUUUUCCUUUUCUUCUGAUUGCCUACUUCAAUACGAUGAUACUGAUUACUUAUCGGAGCACAAAGAGAGAUCGGAUGAAACGGCUGGCAUCCUGCAAGACGAGGAAUAUCACCGAGAAAAGUGAAAGGGUAAGAUUUCAAUUUUUUAGUCAAAUUUUCUGAUAAUUUCUGUAAGGUCCGUCGUAAUGACCGAUUUUUUCGCCUAAAAAAAUUGAGAAAAUCAUUUCAUUUUGUUCGUAUUAGUAGUUUGACUUCCGUUUACAAUACUUUUUGAACAGAGAAACAGUUGACUUUUUUGGAGACAAGUCUUUCUCUGGCCAGGUCUUUUGCAAAAAAGCAGGGACACGCUGAAAAAAAGAGAUUUUUUAAUCCUAUUUGGGAGUGUGGAACAAUUUGAAAAAAUGGAAAAAUUUUAAUUUUUUUCUGUUACAGUAGAAUCGAAAUAACUGAAAAUGUUUUUUAGGAAGAACGAAGGUUGUUUGUCCUUCUUUUCGCCAUCAUUAUCGUCUUCUUUCUCUGCACCAUCCCAGCAGCGCCCCUAACGAUAUUCGUCGCGGAUUAUCGACUUCAGAAUCUCACUUUCCAGGUAACUAUUUUUCAGUUGACAUCAAAUCUUUGUUAAUACUAUAUCAAUACUGUAUUAAUACAUAUCUGUAACUUCCGUAUUUUACCAUUUUUUGUUUUUCAGAUAAUUAGAGCAAUAGUGAAUUUACUGGAGUUUACAAAGUUUGCCUUGAACUUUUACUUUUAUUGUCUGAUCAACCCAGAUAUCCGACGGAUAUGUUUGCACAUAAUUCAAUGCCAGGAGAUGGGGAAACCGGCCAGGGUGAAAGGACAGCCUGUGAAUCCGAUCAGUGUGUAUGCUAGGUGAGUUAAAACAGGCUUUUUCCUUAAAAAAAUAUUCAAAAAUGAUGACAUUUGGGGCAAAUUUAGAUCUGAAUUUUGACAUUUUUAGCCUGAGGUUUUUAAAAAUCAUUGUCAUUUUUAAGUAACCGCAAAAAUUUUUAUCGAAAGUUUUUGCUAUAUCUCUCUUUUUUAGAUCCAAAUCCACUCUUCGGGGAUUCAACGGCACUCCCUUUGGCGGUGGUACCCCCUACGAUUCGUCUCGCCGCUCCUCAGGCCGUUGUAUGCUGGACGAAAACCGAAAUGCCUCAUCGUUAUCAGUCCGGGGAGUCAAUCGCUCGGCUUCGAUGUUAUCCACCGGCAGUCAUCAACACUUUUACUGCGACACGCCUUCGGAAUACGAUCAGCUCACCGUGAUCCCGGAAUCGGAUUCCUUUUUCGAUUUGCCCGCGGAACGGGAGAGAGUGACAUCAUUGACUUCCAAUUAUGGAAAUAAUAACACGUCGACGGCGACGGUCAUCACGAACUGUCCGGAGGCGAAGGGUCUCACUCCGAAUGGCACUGCUGUGGUACCGCCGGCGCAGAGGCACAAUAAUUCCCCGAAUUACCUUUGUCCGCCGGUCGCGUAG
Molecule: messenger RNA, 2403 nt
Organism: Bursaphelenchus xylophilus (pine wood nematode)
Lineage: Eukaryota; Metazoa; Nematoda; Chromadorea; Rhabditida; Aphelenchoididae
Source: the annotation of a GenBank genome assembly